AUGGCCUCCGCCGAACUCUCCAAGAAGCGCAAGCGCGCCGACGACGACGCCGCCGCGGCGAAGAAGUCCAAGUCCGACAAGAAGGACAAGAAGGACAAGAAGGAAAAGAAGGCCAAGGCCGCCGCGUCCGCCGAAGACGAGACCGCCCCCGCGACCGACGAGUUCAUCGCGCUCGACGAGUCCAAGAAGGACAAGAAGGAGCGCAAGCGCAAGGAGAAGGAGGCCCGCAAGGCCGCCGCCGCUGCCGAGGAGCAAGAGGAGGCGGCAGACGUCUCGGCCAUGGACGUCGACCCGCCUGCCGACGGCGAGAAGAAGAAGAAGAAGGACAAGAAGAGCAAAAAGGCCAAGACGGAGGAGACGGCGGAGGAGGCUGCCGCUCCCGUGGAAGAGGGGGUGAAGGAGGAGAAGAAGAGCAAGAAGGACAAGAAGAAGGAGGCCAAGACCAAGGAGGAGGCUAAGCCCGAGACGAACGGCGAGGAAAAGUCCAAGAAGAAGGACAAGAAGAGCAAAAAGACCAAGGAGGAGUCCGCCCCGGCACCGACGCCAGCUGCCGAGGAGCAGGAGGAAGAGCCCGCCGAGGGCGGCAAGAGGGAGAAGUACAUCGUCUUCGUCGGAAACCUGCCCUACACUGCAAACAAGGAAUCCAUCCGCGCGCACUUCUCCGCCUACAACCCCUCCGCCGUCCGCUGCCUCAACAAGGACAACGACCCCAACGUCUGCCGCGGCAUCGCUUUCCUCGAGUUCUCCAACGGCUCCAACAUGCGCACCUGCCUCGACAAGAUGCACCACACCGAGUUCGACGACGGGCUGUCGCCGGCGCGCAGGAUCAACCUCGAGCUUUCGUAUGCACUGCCCUCUACCCCUCCCCCCUCUUCCUCAACGGACCCGUAUGCUAAUCAAGGUCUCUCGUACAGCGCCGGCGGUGGCGGCAAGAGCAAGUUCCGCCGCGAAAAGAUCAAGUCCCGCAACGUGCAGCUCGACGAGAACCGCGUGAAGCGCAUGCAGAAGGAGGAGGAGUACAAGAAGCAGAGGGUGUCGGAGGGUGGCACUAACACCCAGCAGGAUAGCAUCCACCCGAGCCGUCUCGCUUUGAUGCACCAGUAA
Colletotrichum gloeosporioides is the source of this 1104-nucleotide messenger RNA. RefSeq names its product putative RNA-binding protein. The record is from RefSeq and is a predicted model, not a curated record. The transcript has 2 exons. Gene Ontology annotation, molecular function: RNA binding. NCBI's taxonomy places the organism in Eukaryota, Fungi, Ascomycota, Sordariomycetes, Glomerellales, Glomerellaceae. Bases 1 to 1104 code for a protein of 367 amino acids.